AUGGUGGGCAGCUACGCCAACGGAGCGGGAGCAGGAGGAGGAGGCAAAAACGGCGCGGCGGAGGGGAAGCUGGACGAGCUGCGGCGGCGGCUGGGGAAGGCGGAGGGGGACCCGCUCCGGAUCGCCGGCGUGGGCGCGGGGGCCUGGGGGAGCGUCUUCUGCGCGCUGCUGCAGGACGCGUACGGCCGCGACCACCGGGACAAGGCGCAGGUGCGCGUGUGGCGCCGCGCGGGCCGCGCCGUCGACCGCGCCACCGCCGAGCACCUCUUCGAGGUCAUCAACGCCCGCGAGCACGUCCUCCGCAGGCUCAUCCGCCGCUGCGCCUACCUCAAGUACGUGGAGGCCCGCCUCGGCGACCGCACGCUCUACGCCGACGAGAUCCUCCGCGACGGCUUCUGCCUCAACAUGAUCGACACGCCGCUCUGCCCGCUCAAGGUCGUCACCAACCUGCAGGAGGCCGUCUGGGACGCCGACGUCGUCAUCAACGGCCUGCCCUCCACCGAGACCAGGGAGGUGUUCGGGGAGAUCGGGCGGUACUGGAAGGAGAGGAUCAACCCGCCCAUCAUAAUCUCGCUGGCCAAGGGGAUCGAGGCGUCGCUCGAUCCCAUGCCUCGGAUCAUUACCCCGACGCAGAUGAUCGCCAAUGCAACUGGAGUUCCAUUGGAGAAUAUUCUGUAUCUGGGAGGCCCUAACAUUGCAUCUGAAAUCUACAAUAAAGAGUACGCAAACGCUCGCAUCUGUGGAGCUGACAAGUGGAGGAAGCCUCUUUCUAAAUUUUUGCGGCAGCCUCAUUUCAUUGUAUGGGACAAUAGUGAUCUCAUUACUCAUGAAGUCAUGGGUGGCUUAAAGAACAUAUAUGCCAUUGGUGCUGGUAUGGUGGCAGCACUGACCAACGAGAGCGCAACAAGCAAAGCAGUGUACUUUUCACUUUGCACCUCUGAAAUGAUAUACAUCACCCACCUGCUAGCGGAAGAGCCCGAGAGACUUUCUGGACCACUAUUAGCAGAUACUUAUGUUACACUAUUGAAAGGUCGUAAUGCUUGGUAUGGCCAUAAAUUAGCUAAGGCAGAACUGACUCUGGAAAUGGGGGACAGCAUCAAAGGCAAAGGGACUAUACAGGGUGUCUCUGCAGUCAAUGCAUUUUAUGAACUCCUGAGCCAAGGCAGCAUAAGUGUGACGCACCCAGAAACCAAGAAGCAUGUUGCUCCUGUCGAGCUGUGUCCGAUACUCAAAACACUGUACAAAAUUUUAAUCAAGAGGGAGCUUGGUACCAGUUCCAUUCUUGAGGCAAUACGCGAUGAAUCAAUGUCCGAUCCACGGGAAAGAAUUGAGAUGGCACAGCGCCAAUCCCUCUACCGGCCAUCUCUCCUCGGCCUGCCUAAAGGCGAUAUCAAGCUGUAG
This is a messenger RNA of Triticum turgidum subsp. durum (durum wheat), 1401 nucleotides long. Lineage: Eukaryota; Viridiplantae; Streptophyta; Magnoliopsida; Poales; Poaceae. The record is from the annotation of a GenBank genome assembly.